UAUCUCCGCCAACAUUAAGCUUAUUUAAUACAGACUAAAAAUCAAACAAUUGGCAUGCACAUUUUGCGCCUCGCUUCUUCCGCUAAUCCCAACCCUCUCUUCACAAUGUCCGCUGCCUCUCUCGCUCUCCCUUCUUCCCUCUCUUCGAUUCGCUCCAAUGGACCUCUUCCUUCUCGAUGCUUCCGCCUCAACAACCCCUCUCGAUACAGGGUUUUCAUGAGCGUCUCCGUUGGAUCCCAAAUUGCCGUCGAUGAUGCCUUGUUAGCUGAUUACAAGCCCACCUCCGCCUUCCUCUUUCCCGGCCAGGGCGCUCAAGCGGUUGGAAUGGGAAAAGAAGCGCAGAAUGUGCCUGCUGCUGCAGAAUUAUAUAAGAAGGCAAACAAUAUGUUAGGUUUUGAUCUUCUAGAUGUUUGCAUCAAUGGUCCUAAAGAAAAGUUAGAUUCAACUGUCAUAAGCCAGCCUGCUAUUUAUGUCACAAGUCUAGCUGCUGUGGAGCUUCUUCGUGCCCGUGAUGGAGGCCAGCAGAUUAUUGACUCUGUUGAUGUUACAUGUGGCCUCAGCUUGGGAGAAUAUACUGCACUAGCAUUUGCUGGGGCCUUUAGCUUUGAAGAUGGACUCAAGCUUGUGAAACUAAGAGGAGAAGCAAUGCAAGAUGCCGCAGAUGCUGCUAAAAGUGCUAUGGUCAGUAUCAUAGGACUUGACUCCGAGAAGGUUCAGCAAUUAUGUGAUGCUGCCAACCAAGAAGUUGAUGUAGCUGAUAAAGUUCAAAUUGCGAAUUAUCUGUGUCCUGGAAAUUAUGCAGUCUCUGGAGGUCUCAAAGGAGUAGAAGCAGUGGAAGCAAAAGCAAAGUCAUUCAAGGCUCGGAUGACGGUGCGUUUAGCUGUUGCUGGUGCUUUUCACACUAGUUUCAUGGAUCCUGCAGUCUCAAGAUUGGAGGCUGCAUUGGCAGCAACCCAGAUUAGAACCCCAAGAAUACCUGUUAUAUCAAAUGUUGAUGCUCAGCCACAUGCAGAUCCCGAGACGAUAAAGAAGAUACUAGCACACCAAGUGACCUCUCCUGUUCAAUGGGAAACAACAGUGAAAACUUUGCUGACCAAAGGGCUGAAAAAGAGUUACGAGUUGGGGCCUGGAAAGGUCAUAGCUGGCAUUGUGAAGAGGAUGGAUAAAAGUGCAGAGAUUGAGAACAUUGGUGCUUGAGGGGUCAUUAGAUGUUGCUACUCAAGUUAUCCAAUGCCAUCAUAUUCGAACAAGAAAAUGAGAGUUGAAGUUUUGAGCUGUUAUGAUGGUUGGUGUGUAUGUCGUCAGCAAGUUCAUUAGGAGGACUGAAUUUCCAAAUUUAUCACUUAGGCAAUGACUGAUUGACAUUACGAAGAGCUUUUUGUUAUUUUGUGUGAGAAUAAAGAUUUUAUUAUUAUGACA
Hibiscus syriacus is the source of this 1419-nucleotide messenger RNA. Its product is annotated as malonyl CoA-acyl carrier protein transacylase-like. Gene Ontology annotation, molecular function: [acyl-carrier-protein] S-malonyltransferase activity. The record is from RefSeq and is a predicted model, not a curated record. Bases 55 to 1197 code for a protein of 380 amino acids. The transcript has 10 exons. NCBI's taxonomy places the organism in Eukaryota, Viridiplantae, Streptophyta, Magnoliopsida, Malvales, Malvaceae.